This is a messenger RNA of Spea bombifrons (plains spadefoot toad), 2461 nucleotides long. RefSeq names its product lumican (gene LUM). The record is from RefSeq and is a predicted model, not a curated record. Gene Ontology annotation, molecular function: protein binding. Bases 169 to 1224 code for a protein of 351 amino acids. Lineage: Eukaryota; Metazoa; Chordata; Amphibia; Anura; Pelobatidae. The transcript has 3 exons.
UUUUUUUCUCCCUCUUCACUUUUCUUUUUUCAGUUCUGAAUUACAGUGGUUCUGGCAGGCAGUUCCCUCCCGACAUUGUUUACAGCACAUGAUACCUGAUUCAGACUCUUUUUAAUCUGUGUAGGGAAUUAGAACGAGCAGCAUCAAGGGAAAGAAUUCAUUGCAAAGAUGCAUCUUUACUCCAUUCCUUUUUUCGCGCUACUUAUUCCAAGCAUUUUAUGCCAAUAUUCUGACUAUGAUUACGGAGCAUACCCUUCACCAGAGGGUUAUGAUUAUUCAAACUUAGCAUUUGGUCCAGCGUCUCCAAAUUGUGCACCAGAAUGUAACUGUCCAGCAAACUACCCCACAGCAAUGUACUGCAACAACCUCAAAUUAAAGAAAAUUCCAACCAUUCCACCAGGGAUACAGUAUUUGUACCUGCAAGAAAACUUGAUUGAGGGCAUAGACGAUGAUACGUUUAACAAUGUGACAGACUUAAAAUGGCUAAUUCUAAGCAACAACUUUCUAUCCAACGCUAAUAUUAAGAAAAAUGCCUUUUCCAAAUUAAAACAGCUACAAAAACUGCAUAUUAACUUUAACAACCUGACUGAACUUGUCGGACCACUGCCAAAGACACUUGAUGAUUUGCAAGCAUCCAACAAUAAAAUCUCCAAGAUUACCCCCAACAUCUUGGAAGGUUUGGAGAACCUGACUAUCAUACAUUUGCAGCACAACGCUCUGAAGCAAGACUCAAUCUCAGGCGCAUUCAAAGGACUAAAAUCACUUACAUACUUAGAUCUAAGUUAUAAUCAGCUGACGAAGGUACCAAUGGGGCUUCCUCCAAGCAUAACUAUGCUAUAUUUAGACAACAAUAAAAUCACCAAUAUUCCAGAUGAAUAUUUCCAAGGCUUUAAGGCACUGCAAUACCUCCGCCUAUCCAACAAUCAGCUUUCAGAUUCAGGUGUACCUGGAAAUGCUUUCAAUAUUUCAACUCUCCUUGAGCUGGAUCUUUCAUUCAAUAACCUGGGCAGUAUUCCAGCUGUUAAUGAAGGCCUGGAAAACCUCUACCUGCAUGUCAACAAAAUCCAAAAGUUUACUCUCUCCAGUUUUUGUAAAGUUGUCGGACCCCUGGAAUACUCUAGGAUAAAGCACUUGCGUUUGGAUGGGAAUAACAUUACCAGAGCUGACCUUCCUCAAGAGAUGUACAGCUGUCUUCGCACAGCUACAGAUGUAGAACUAGAAUAAGGGAUGUUCAUACUGUUUAAGCAGUGGUCCCCAAGCUGUUGAGUUAGUCAUUCUUUCAGUUACAAAAAUGCAGUUAAAAUGUACAAAAACAAUAGCAGAUGUGAAACCUCAGUUUGACACUUUUUAUGGUGUAUGCAUGCUUAAAAUAUACAAUACCACACUGCUAGGGUAUAAAAAGUAAAAUUAUACAUAAAAGCAAGAGUAAUGAAUACAAGAAGUAUACAUCAGUACUUUAUGAAAGCAAGUACAAUGUAUUGCUAGUCACUAGCUUAUAUAACUGGUUGCCCUAUACAGAAGGGGGAACUAGAACCCAAAGUAUGGAAUCAGUGGUGAUGGGGCUGAAUGAAAACCAGGUCCUGCUUGCCAAGCCUGCAUGGAAGCCAAGGUGACAUAUUGCUUCAGACAAGCCAGGUUGAAACCCACACAGGCUCACUCUGCUCUACUGCCUAGCACACGUUACAUGCCAAAUAAUAAAGAUAUUCCCUGGCAGUUUAGAAAUUUACUUUUUGGGGUUAAGUACAAGUAAUUCUGAAGCAAAGUCAGUAUAGCAACAAUGGAAUGGUUUUGGUAAUUGGAUCAUUCCAUUGGUUGCUACAAUAAUGAGACCAUUUUUUAGACCAGGAUCACUUUUUUAUACUUUUUGUGUCUAUAUUUUAUGAUUCCAUGUUACAGCCAUAUAAUCUGACUGAAGGUGACAUGUUUGCUGCUUGCAGAAAUGACUACUUUAUGUAGAAGCCCUUCAUAACUGAAAAAAACCCAUUGUGAUUCAUUCUGAUAUUACAUAUCGAUAUAAUCAAUGAAUUACUAGCGCCUGAGCCUAACAAAUUCAGGCUUCCUUAAACCAACGGCUUACAGGUCUUUAUAUUUUCAAUGUAUGUAUGUAUAUAUGUAUAUAUAUAUAUAUAUAUAUAUAUAUAUAUAUAUACAUACACACACACACAUAUAUAUACAUAAGUUGGGUAAUGGCUAAUAAUAAGAUAACGUGUCAUCGUAGUUCCUUACAACAAUGAAACUUUUGACUAUCCUGUGUUUAAUCUUCUAUUACUUUACCAUUGUUAUUGGUGACAUUAUAUGCAGCUGUAAUAAAAAUAGAAAUUGCUGCAUUUUGGGUUCUUAUAAAAAAGGGGUGUCUAACACGUUGUAUUAGUUAACAAGGAAUAACUGGAAUAUAAAGAUGCCAGGAGCCCACUGUAUAAACUUGACCACUGGUUAAGAAAUAAAGCCUUAUCAAACAGUA